Molecule: messenger RNA, 2668 nt
Organism: Oncorhynchus mykiss (rainbow trout)
Lineage: Eukaryota; Metazoa; Chordata; Actinopteri; Salmoniformes; Salmonidae
Source: RefSeq, a predicted model, not a curated record
CUAGCCCUUUAAAUGUACGUGCUUGGCUGCGCAGGUCGACUUGGUCCGUAUUAAAGUAGAAAAUAAGGUAAGGGACGGUCUUGAGAAAUUUGCCAAAGAAAAGAAGAAGAGGGAACUGCCACCGUCCGCGGAUAAACGGCAGCGUUCAUCCGAGGAGACAAAGAAAGUAAAGCUCCAUCAUCAUCGGCACCACCAUGACCCACAACAUGUUCAACAGCAGCAGAAUGGCCAACCACAACCACGAAAAACCUACCCUACAACGACACCAGCAGCAGCAGCAUCAGCACCACAACACCAACGGUGCAAAGAAGGACUCGCACCUGCAGCCUACUCUGCCUGCGCGGAAGGUGGUACGCGCAGCAGUCAAGUUGGACAGGAAGAAAGCACUUCCCCCGGUUCUGCCGCCUGGACUGUUCAAUUUCACAUCCCUCAAAGUAGCCGAACCCAAGGACAAAAUACAGGAGAGCAAGGAAAAGCACAGGGAGAAAGAGCUCAAACUCAAACCUAAGAAGGAAAACACAGAGGCUAACGUAAAACAUGGAGUAGUCCUAUAUAAGAAAAAGAAAGAGUCCCAUCAUGAUGAGAACAGCAAGACUCAGUCGCUGGAGGAGUACCUGUUGAGGAAGAAGAAAAAGAAGCGGAUGCACCGUGAGGAUGAGCGUGGUAAGACGAUCCGCACGUACAACAAGGAGGUCCAGACCGUGUAUGGCGGUCUGACUGACCACAGUCCUUCUGCCCGCCUUGGCCCCGUGAAGGAGGGGAAACUCUGCCAGCCUGGUACAGGCGCCAACAACAACCACCUCCCCUUCCUGUCCCCCCAAGACCACUUCAUCCGCAGCUCGUCUCUGCAGACAGGCUCCGUCUACGGACGCUUCAUCCAUGAGGAGCGCCAGGCCAACGGCGGGGCGUCGGUCCUGCACGCCUACGCUGAUGAGCUGUCCUCUCUACGGCCGGGAGAGAUGGAGCACUUCGCCCAGGAGUUCCUAGAGCUGGCCUUCGCUGAGAGCCCCAGAGGGGCAGCCCGCUACGCCCUGACUGUGGUGCACAGGGCUGCUGCCUUCCUACCUGACUUCCUGGACUACUUUGCCUUCAACUUCCCCUCCACGCCGGUCAAGAUGGAGAUCCUGGGGAAGAAGGAUAUAGAGACCACUACUAUCGCUAACUUCCACUCUCAGGUCGGGCGGACCUACUGCUCGGGGACAUACCGGGCCGGUCCCAUGAGGCAGAUCAGUCUGGUGGGAGCCAUGGCGGAGGAGGUGGGGGACUACUUACCAGAGUUCUUGGACAUGCUGGAGGAGUCCCCCUUUCUGAAGAUGACCCUACCUUGGGGCAGUCUCUCCAGCCUGAAGCUGGACUGUCGUUCCCAGAGUGAUGAUGGGCCCAUCAUGUGGGUCCGGCCGGGUGAGCAGAUGGUGCCAACCGCUGACAUGCCCAAGUCACCCUUCAAACGACGCAGGUCCAUGAAUGAGAUAAAGAACCUUCACUACCUGCCCAGGGCCAGUGAGCCCAGAGAGGUGCUGUUUGAGGACCGAACCAGGGCUCAUGCUGACCACGUGGGCCAGAGCUUCGACUGGCAGAGUACGGCAGCAGUGGGCGUGCUGAAGGCUGUGCAGUUUGGGGAAUGGAGUGCGCGUCCGAGGAUAACCAAAGAUGUGGUGUGUUUCCACGCAGAAGACUUUAACGAUGUGGUCCAGAGGCUGCAGCUGGAUCUGUACGAGCCCCCUGUGUCUCAGUGUGUCCAGUGGGUAGACGAUGCCAAGCUGAACCAGCUGAGGCGGGAGGGUAUCCACUACGUGCGGGUGCAGCUGUGUGACGACAACAUUUACUUCAUCCCCCGUAACGUCAUCCACCAGUUCAAGACUGUGUCGGCAGUCUGCAGCCUGGCCUGGCACAUCCGCCUCAGACAGUACCAUGACGAGAAGGACUGCAGAGUACACGCCCUACACAAGCCCAACAACCAGAGCACAACAUCGGGUCAAUUCAUCUCAUCCUCCCCGGCCCAGCCAGAUGCCAAAGUGCCCCACUGUGCCGGUCUGCAGGCACAGAGAGACAAGACUGAGGAACCAGUGUUUCAGAGGCCUACUACUCCACCUAGAGAACCCCGGCCAGCCCGUCCUCAGUCUGCCAAGUCUGCACACCUGCCCCCUCCCGUGCUGGGCAUCAGCCCCUUGCCACAUGCUCCCUCUGGUUCUGGUUCUAACCCCUCCACUGUAGAGCCGAGGCCUCCCCCUGGUCUAGACUACAACUCCCAGCGACCCCACCAUGAUGUACAGCGUCACCGCCCCACUGACUUCUUCAAAUGACCUUCCCUCCUCUUUACUCCUUUAACUAUGUUUACUACCCUCUAAGGAAGAGCAGUUUAUUUAAAGGAAUGUGACUGUGUGCGCUUAUGACACUUUUUGAAAAUGUUAUUCUUGAACUUCUUCUCUUUUAAAUUAUUCAGAUUAUAAAGUAUUAUUUUUAUUUGUAAAUUCAGUAUCAGAGACAAGCUUAGAAAUCUUUUUUUUCUUAGCCAGAAAUGUGAAAUGUUCAUUUAGGAACAUUUGUCAGAAAAAGUGUCUGUGUUUAUUUGUUAGUACCUGAAACUGAGGUCCCUCUGGGGAGUUUCCUAACUGGCUUCGAGAGUUACCAAGUUACCAAGGCAACUCGCAUUGCCAGUCGAGAGAGA